Erythranthe guttata (spotted monkey flower) is the source of this 630-nucleotide messenger RNA. Lineage: Eukaryota; Viridiplantae; Streptophyta; Magnoliopsida; Lamiales; Phrymaceae. The record is from RefSeq and is a predicted model, not a curated record.
AUGAUAGUGCUGGUGGUGGCCAUGUGCAUGAUGAGCCUGGCCACAUGGUUCCUAUACGGGACUUACGUACCGGAAUUCGAAGUCACCUCCCUUAGGGUCUCGAAUUUCACCGCCACCAACACAACCCUCAGGGGUACGUGGAAUGCUGACGUCAUCGUGUACAACCCGAACGAGGAGCUGGCGGUUGACUUUCAAGGCAUCAGGUCUUUGGUGUUCUACAGGGUGUCGCGGCGGCAGAGGCGGACGAGGAGAGGGUGGUCAAUGUGGGGACUAGCUAAUAAUAAUAACGAUAAUUUGCAUGGCGUGGUUUUGCCGGCUCUUGCUCGGGAUUGGAGCAAUGGGGCGGUGGUUUUCAGCUUGAGUAUUGCUCUGGAUGCUAAACUAGAGUCCCCGCAUCAGGUUUAUAGACAGGAUAGUUUGAGAGUUUCGUGCGAUGAUUUGGAGGUUAGGUUUAUGUCGGCUGACGUGGAUGAAGGGAGGUUGAGUCGAGGGUUGGGGGCGCCAUGUUUGAUACGUAUACGCGAUAGGCAGAUUGACUACACCUUCUCUUACACGCGGUUUAUGAUUCUUUUCAACUCUGGGUUUAGGGGACUACCCAGGGCCGACCCUGAGGGCAAGCGGCACAUGUGA